Molecule: messenger RNA, 3006 nt
Organism: Scomber japonicus (chub mackerel)
Lineage: Eukaryota; Metazoa; Chordata; Actinopteri; Scombriformes; Scombridae
Product: stromal interaction molecule 2-like
Exons: 11
Coding region: 4-3006 (1000 amino acids)
Biological process (GO): store-operated calcium entry; activation of store-operated calcium channel activity; intracellular calcium ion homeostasis
Cellular component (GO): plasma membrane; endoplasmic reticulum
Molecular function (GO): calcium channel regulator activity; protein binding; calcium ion binding
Source: RefSeq, a predicted model, not a curated record
UGCAUGGUGGUGUCUCCACCAUGUAUGAGUGAGGCCGAUCGCUACAGCCUGGAAGCCCUGCGUAGCAUCCACCAGAUGAUGGACGAUGAUCAGGAUGGAGGGAUUGAGGUGGAGGAGAGUGUGGAGUUCAUCAUUGAAGACAUGAAGCAGCAUCAAACCAACAAACACAGCAACCUGCACAGAGAAGACCAGCACAUUACAGUUGAGGAGCUCUGGAGGGGUUGGAAAUCAUCUGACGUACAUAAUUGGACUCAAGAGGAGGUGCUUCGCUGGCUGAAAGACUUUGUUGAGUUGCCGCAGUAUGAGAAGAACUUUAAAGACUUUAAGGUCAAUGGAAACACACUCCCCAGGAUUGCAGCCAAUGAGCCUUCAUUUCUGAGUGUCCAAUUGAAAAUUCAGGACCAGAGGGACAAACAGAAACUCAGCAUCAAAGCUCUGGACGUAGUGCUGUUUGGGCCACCUUCACGUCCUCCUCACAACUACAUGAAGGACCUGUUGCUAAUUGUAUCAGUGGUGAUGGGAGUUGGGGGCUGUUGGUUUGCUCAAUCCCAAAACAAAACCAGCAAGAUCCACAUAAACAAGAUGAUAAAAGAUCUGGAUAGUCUGCAGAGGGCUGAACAGAGCCUCAUAGAUCUACAGGAACAACUAGAGCAAGCCCAGGAAGAGAAACGUAAUGCAGCGGAGGAGAAACAGAACCUGGAGGAGAAGAUGAGGGAUGAAAUCAUGGGGGCACAGGAGGAGGCAUACCGUCUGCACGAGCUGAGGCAGGGAGCUGUCAGUGAGCUCAGUCGCCUACGAUAUGCAGAGGAAGAACUGGUGCAGGUCCGUGGAGCACUGAAGCAGGCAGAAAAAGACAUGCAAGCUAGCUGGAAUUUCUCAGAAGUUCUCCAGCGGUGGCUCCAGUUGACACAUGAGGUGGAAGUCCAGUACUACAAUGUCAAAAAGCAUGGUGCAGAACUACAGCUUGCCUCUGCCAAGGAAGAGGCAGAGAAGAUUAAGAAAAAGAGGAGUUCUGUGUUUGGAACUCUCCAUGUAGCCCACAGCUCCUCUCUAGACCAGGUUGACCACAAGAUCAUGGAGGCAAAGAAUGCCUUGUGUGAUGUAACAGCCUGCCUACGGGAGCGGCUCCAUCGCUGGCAGCAUAUUGAGAGAAUCUGUGGCUUCAACAUAAUCAGAAAUCCUGGCCUUGCAAACCUCACAGCUCAGCUCUACUCAGACUCACAUGCCAUGGGGUUGCCCCGAGUGCCUCAGUCAUCUUUUUCAUGUCGCAGCUCGGUCCAUGGAUCUCUAGAGGAUCUGUUAGAAGAGUCUGCUUCGCCAAUCUUAUCACAGAUGCCAGCUCCAGUUUCACCAAUGAAACGCUCUCCUCGACCUCGGGGUUCCACCAUAUGUCGGUCACGUCGUUCUGGUGUCAUCAAUCAGCCAACAGCCACCAUGAUCUCUACAGACCCCGACCUUAUCAUCCCAAUCCGAGCUCCCUACCCUUGCUUUGAUGAGGAUGAGGAGCUCUUGCUCAAAAGCCUAAAUAAACAAGACUCCCUAGAGAUGUACUCAGAUGCAGAAUAUAUCAGCUCAUCUCCUCUAAGCAAAAUGUACCCUUGUCCUGCCGUUGACACCUCCUCUAGAAAGCUCUACCAUGAUGAAACUGAACUGCUUGCAGAAGAAGUAGAUGCUGGUAUUGAAUCUCCAGUUCGCAAAGUUUCUGUAGGAGAGUUACAUGCUUCUCUAGAUGCUUCCUGCAGAAAGAUGUCAAAAGACAAACUGUUAGAUACUUCUUCAGAAAUCCCUUCUUUGAAGAUGGAAGAGUGUUUGAUUGAGGCUACAUCAAAGAAGAGAUCGCGAGACAGGAGCGAAGUUCCCAUGGAUGUUAGAAUGGGGCUUGCCAGUGAGUUAGAUGCAGAAUUUACAGCUAAGAAAGUAGAAAGAGAUACGGUAGGGGAUAUGAUGGACACUGCUUCAUGGAAUAUAUACACAGAAAGAAGUGAUUUACCACUGGAUGUGAGAAAGAUUAUUUGGGAUGAAUUAGAAGCAUCAAAUGUUGCACCUGGUAAGAUACCAAGAGAUGUGAUGGGCACUUCAAUGGACAGUGCCUCAAGAAAAAUGAUACGAGAUGAGCUUGAGCGCCCAUUUGACUCAGUAUCCAGAAGAAUUACAAGAGAUUCAAUGGGAGUUUCCCUAGACUCAGCUUCUCGAAAGCAUCCAUGGAAUAAAGGGGAAUAUCAGAUUGAUUCCUCCAUGAGGGCAAUGGACAAAACAGCUGAGAUUGCUAGAACACCAUCAAGAAAGAUAUCUAGAGAUGAGCUGGAAUAUUGUACAGAUGCUGCUUCCAUGAAGAUGCUACCCAAAGAGCAAUUUGAAGCACAUGUGGACACCAUGUCCUCCAAAGAAAAGCAAGAGUUUGGCUCAGAACCAUCAACAAGUAGGAGGACUCUCAGAGAUGAAUUUGAGAUGUCUCUGGGCUCUCUCAGAAGGAGACUACCAAGAUUACCAAGAGAUAACACUGACAGUUCGAUAGACAUGCCCACUGGAAAGAUAUCUCGUGAUAGAGUUGAUGUACACAUGGAAAUACCUGACAAAUCAAUAAUGAGGGAGGAGUUGGGAGCAUCUGGAUCAGGCUCAUCUACAGGACGAAUCGGACAACCAGAUCUUACAACACCCUCCCAGGUGCCAUGGAAGUCAUCAUCAGACCUUUUCGCCAUUGGCCCAUUCAGCCAGCUUGUGUACGAUGGAAUCCUGGAGAAGUCCUGCACUUCCUUGGCUGCAUCCACAACCAGCCUCUCUGCCCCAACCCCCAACCUGCAACAGAGCAAGGUGCUAAAAGAGGUGGAGCCACCAUUGCCACCACCAAGAGCUGCUGUCCCAUCUCCUGCAUCACCCCAUGAGAUUAAAGAGGAGAAGAACAAGGAAAAAGAAAAAAGCAAAAAAACCCUAAAGCUAAAAAAUCUUUUUAAAAAGAAAAAUGAGCCAACCUCAGAAAAGCUUCAAAGUGGUCUUCAGAAACUCUGA